AUGCUCUGCCCACCUCUUGCCUUGGGAGUGCUGGUGCUCAGCCUGGCAGGUGCCAUGGAGAUCCAGGUCCCGGAUGAACCUGUGGUGGCUCUUUUUGGCCGAGAUGCCACCUUGCGCUGCUCCUUCUCCCACGAGGCCAACUUCAGCCUCAAUGACCUGAUCCUCAUCUGGGAGCUGACAGACACCAAGCGCUUGGUUCACAGAUUCUCUGAUGGCCAGGACCAGCUGGCGGACCAGGGUGGGGGCUACACCAACCGUACAGCCCUCUUCUACGACCAGCUCGCCCAGGGCAAUGUCUCGCUGCUCCUCCGGCGUGUGGAGAUCUCAGACGAGGGCAGUUUCACGUGCUUCGUCAGGGUCCGCAACUACAGCAGUGCAGCCGUGACAUUACAGGUGGCAGCUCCUUACUCCAAGCCCAAUAUGAACCUGGAGCCCAACAAGGACUUGAAGCCAGGAGAUCUGGCAGCCGUGACUUGCCAUGCCUCCCGUGGCUACCCUGAGGCCAGCGUGCUCUGGCAGGACAGCCAGGGCAGCAACAUCACGGAAAAUGUCACCACAUCCCAGGUGGCCAAUGAAGAAGGUCUCUUUGAUGUGCGCAGUGUCCUCCAGGUGCUGGUGGAGCCCAGCAGCACCUACUCCUGCCUGGUGCGAAACCCAGUGCUGCAGCAGGAGACCCAAGCUUCUGUCACCAUCACGGGCCAACACCUCGCCUUCCCUGCCGUGGCUCUUUGGGUGACAGUGGGACUUGCGCUCUGCGUUGUGGGGCUGCUGGCUGUCCUGGCCUACAUGUGCCAAAAGAAAAUCCGCCAGAGCUGCAAGGAAGAGGAUGAAAAUGCAGGAACGGAGGAGCGGGAUGAGGAGGGGGACGAACCCAAGACAGCUCUGCAGCCGCUGAAGGGCGCCGGGAGCAAAGAUGAUAACGAGGAAGAAAUUGAUUGA
Mesitornis unicolor (brown roatelo) is the source of this 939-nucleotide messenger RNA. RefSeq names its product CD276 molecule (gene CD276). The transcript is spliced from 7 exons. NCBI's taxonomy places the organism in Eukaryota, Metazoa, Chordata, Aves, Mesitornithiformes, Mesitornithidae. The record is from RefSeq and is a predicted model, not a curated record. The coding region runs from base 1 to 939 and encodes 312 amino acids.